GCGGCGCUAGUUUAUUUGCAAGAAACGAAGGUGGACAGAGCAUGUCGCGCCAGGUUUUUAAGUAAAUUUCAAGGAAACCACUUCAUUAAAAUGUCCUUGCAAGAUCGUAAUCCGUCACCACCUUUGGGAGAUGAGCUGAACAUCGACCCUGCGAUCCUGCAUGCGGACACCAUAGGGGACACAGUCUUCAGCAAGCGAUGGGUUUUUGCAACUCUCAUGAAACUUCUAAAGGAAGUAGAAAAGGAACCUGAGGGAAAGUCACCACAGGAGCUGGAUGCAGCAAAGGCUCAUGGGAUAGAUAUUGACGAGGGCCUGGAGACUGACUUGUGCAAGUUGUGGGACAUGACAGCCAAUCAGGAUGUUGCAAAAUUUCUCCACGAGUGGAAGUCAUUGGACAUCUUGACAAGUGUUAUUGAGCAGACCACAGCACCUCGGGCCACUGAGAUUUGCAUGGGUAUUCUGGCCAACAUGGCUUGCAGCGGAGACAUUGCGGAUUACAUCAGCCGUAGUGACAAGAUCAGGUCCUUGACGCUGGAAUUUCUUGGAAGCAGUGACACCCAGACCCUCAUUCAGACCACCAGGCUUCUCCUGACCUGUUUGUCCUGCAAGCUGGAGGACACUGUGGGAUUGUGGCUGCAAGAAAUCACAGAAGAGUUUUGCUCCAAGCUGUCCUUCGUCUUACAAAGCUCCACUAACAUCGAGCUCCUGUACAACGUGGGCUUCAUCAUAAGGACACUGUUCUCACUGGAUGAGACGCUGGUGCAGGAUUGGACAGACAGUGAGCAGAUUGUCAGCAUCAUCGAGGCCCUGAAGCAAGUCAAGUCUGAUGGGAAAUCAACAGCUGGCCAAUCACGAACCAUCUCCUUGCUUCUGAGCUGUUUAGAAAUCAUUGUUGCCGAUGAUGAUGGUAUGACCAAUCUUGUAUCAGCCAGUGACACUGUCCUGCCCCUGUUGACGGACUUCCUGUGGAGCUUCUGCGAGGAUGAAGUGGUGACCGUAGAGGGCAGCGAGGGUAGUCUGGCCUCCACCAUCUACAUUGUUGAGGUUGUCAUGGCAAAUAUGGAAGGCCUAAAUGACAUCGUGGACACCCUGAACAAGUAUCCCAAGCUUUUGAAAGGUGCUGUUGAAAUAUUUGCCUCCCUCUACUCACAGAAGGCAGCAACUAAAGAAAAUGCUCUUGCCGACCCAAAACAGGAUUUGCCAGGCAUAAGCAUGUCAGAGUCAAAUGAUCAAGAAACUCGCGACAAACAGUUGACAUCCUCAACAACUGGUGACUCUAGUAAUGGAGCGCAAACGAUCCCAGAGAGAGAGUCAGAUAGGGACAAAAAGGGUGAGUCGGACACAACAACAGGUGUUCAGCCGUCCAAGGCAAAUUCGGAGCAACUCGUAGACACUGAAGCUACUGCCACAUCGCCGGUAAGGCAGAGCUCCAAAUCCAACGAGGCACUGGUCGAGGGACAUGCUGACGCCAGUGACAACUCGAGUGGGGAUCACGACACAGUGGAUGAGAGUCAUGACAUUGAGCGGAAGGAGCUGUCUGACAAUCUAUUGUCCUUCUUUGUGUUCCUGUUGCGGGAGUCAGGGGGCGGUGCAUCCCAGUCGCAGGUCGCGAAGUUGCUGAGGGACGCCUGCGGCCACAAACACCGGUCGGUCGUGAGGCAAGGGAUGGCCCAGACCAAAGCGAAUCCUGAAAUACAACAACUUCUCGCAGCUACGCUUGGAGAAAACACAUGAAGCCGUAUAAUCUUGACGUCGAACGCCUUGCUUAUUUUAUUAACUUGUACAGUGCCACCUGUUAAUACAGUUAAGUAGCAGUUUUAACGAACACACCUGGUGUUUGUUAAAAAGAGGAAAAGUCAUGUUUUAGUAAGCCAUGCAUCGAGGAAAAUCUGUGUGGCUGCCCCAAAAUGGAGCCUUGGUGGCGCACUAUUGUGAAACACCCGUAUUGUGAAUUACUACUUAAGGCUUACAAGUGCAUGUAAAAUGAUUCACUCAAGACCACGUUUUGCGAGUCAAAAUGUGUCAUGCUGUUACUGUGGAAUUGCCUUAAUACUUGAUUAGAGAAUUCUACACGGAGGUAUUCCUUGUCCUCUUCAUUUGACUUUAGUCAUUUCUCAAUUUUCCUCACUCACUUUCUUUUAUAAUUGACAGUUCAGAUUUCAAGAGGAGGACAUGCACUGUAUGCGCACACUUCUUCUGACAGUGCUUACAUUUACCAGGCGACAUCCUCGACAAAAGAAUAGUUCAACUUCACCCUGUUAUUCUUUCGCUUAUCAGUUGCUGUUCACUGCGGAAAAGACGUCACGUUUCCCUUACCCUACCGAGCGACUUAUUUGUGUGUUUUUUUCACAUUAGUCAUCAAUUCGUAAUUGGUCACCGUGUCUUACAUAAACGGGAGACACAAAAUUACUUUGCUUUUCUUACGCAUGUAGCCUGGUCGGUUAUAGGAAGUAAAAGGCACACAAAACAAGUUGGUAUCUACAAAAAAAGUACAUUUAUAUGAAACCAUUCAGAUGGUUUACUUUAACUACAAUAAAGUCCCUGGAUCAAAGAUACGAGUUUUUCAAAAAUAAAUUUACUUUUCAACCUAAAACAAUUGUUAAUGGGUCAUCUGUUACAAUUUCUACUGUGGUUACCACAGCGUGUUCUUAAACCUCCUUAUGAUGCAUGUAGUUAUUUACAAUAUCAUUUAUUUCAUGCGUGUUCCCAUGCACGUUAGUUUAACUUUCUGUUUCAACAUUACGCAUAAACAACCUUGAAUUCUCGUUGAAGUAUUAAACCUUUCCUUUUUUCGCAGCCA
Acanthaster planci (crown-of-thorns starfish) is the source of this 2800-nucleotide messenger RNA. It is a transcript of the gene saal1, whose product is annotated as serum amyloid A like 1. NCBI's taxonomy places the organism in Eukaryota, Metazoa, Echinodermata, Asteroidea, Valvatida, Acanthasteridae. The record is from RefSeq and is a predicted model, not a curated record.